GGGCCCAACCCUCUGGUCAGAAUGGGCCUGACCUCUGCAUAUGGGCUCCCAAGAGAGGAGAGGAGAGGAGAGAAGAGGAGUCCGACUACAUGAUGGAUUGGGAAGGUCGUCUUCUCCAUCUCCGUCUGGCGUCUUCUCAGACUGACCCAACAAACAAUACCAUAACAAACAUUCACAGUGUUGCCUUCACUUCACUUGAGCCAAUCAGCUUCAGUUCUCUUUCGGCUGCAGCUUCUUCGUUUGCUUCGUUCGUUCAGAGGCAGAUUGAUCUGUUCGACUCCCGGCGAUGUGGCCGCCAACGGCGAUCUCUUUGCGUUGUCCUUAUGCAACUCCUCCUCCUCCUCCAGCUGCUGCUCCACCGCUUGAUUCCUGGAAGAAAUGCACCCGGUCGUCCCCUCCCUAUCAAUUCAAUUUCAGACCUUUGAAGCUCAGGGCUUCCUCCUCCUUAGAUUAUCCCCUUGCCAGCAGAAUUGUCGUCAAAAAUUUACCAUAUUCUGUGGGAGAGAGUACUUUGCUGAAGGGAUUCUCCAACUUCGGCCAUAUAGCUGAAGUUAAGCUUGUUAAGGAUAAAGCGACGAUGAUGUCAAAAGGUUAUGCGUUCAUUCAGUAUACUUGCCAAGAAGAAGCCGUACUCGCCCUGGAAAAUAUGGACCAUAAGAAAUUCGACGGCAGGUUGAUUUACGUGGAGCUGGCUCGGCCUGGGAAGGAAGCAUUCUGUGGGGCUCCGAGGACAUGUGGACCUCCUGCUCCUACUGGAGAGCUCUUACAGAAGAACGAUGAGGUGCUGGAGUAGGCUAGGCUGGGAAACCAUUGAACAUUCAGCUGUCGGUGUGGCUGAAGAAAGAAAGCUUUAGAAAAUUUUGUGCCAGUGAGGAAGCUUUCUCGUGUCUGUUCGCGGUGGAUCCAGGUUCUGCAGAUUGCGAAUGUUAUACCGUGGUGUCACGAAAAUAAACUCGGCCUUGUGGAGAAUAAUGGGGUAGGGUAAAUAUCGGAGCAUGAUUUCUUUAACUUUGGAAGCCAAGGGGGAGAGUUGCUUGGCAUGGACGUAAUAUGUUCGGGUACCAACAAGCAGUCCCUUACCAUCAUCAACUGAAGAAUUUCUGAUAAUGUACAAUUGAUGAAUGGAUCCGGUAAAUUUAUCGCACGAACAAA
Messenger RNA from Punica granatum (pomegranate), 1152 nucleotides. The record is from RefSeq and is a predicted model, not a curated record. NCBI's taxonomy places the organism in Eukaryota, Viridiplantae, Streptophyta, Magnoliopsida, Myrtales, Lythraceae.